This is a messenger RNA of Verruconis gallopava, 2653 nucleotides long. RefSeq lists its product as uncharacterized. The record is from RefSeq and is a predicted model, not a curated record. Gene Ontology annotation, cellular component: mitochondrial inner membrane. NCBI's taxonomy places the organism in Eukaryota, Fungi, Ascomycota, Dothideomycetes, Venturiales, Sympoventuriaceae. Gene Ontology annotation, biological process: intracellular monoatomic cation homeostasis. The coding region runs from base 719 to 2362 and encodes 547 amino acids. The transcript has 2 exons. Gene Ontology annotation, molecular function: ribosome binding.
GGGGCGGGCGACGGGCGACGGGCGACGGGCGACGGGAUGGCUCGGACAAAGCGUGUACCUCCGACUCGAGGCGUCGGAUCAGCAAAGCAUUGUGAGAAGUGGCUACACCCAAGAAAAACACGGUUUCUAAAAAAAAAAGCAAAUGGAAAGACAGAGAAGAUAGAGGAGGUUCAGAACAAUCAACGAAGACAGCGAACAGCGGGUGAGGAGGAGGGAGGAGGGAGGACAAAGUACGGGGAUGAGGGGGCGGCGUUCACAGAUACCACAACGGUACAAGUAUUAUCAGCAGAAGCCACAGAGAGAGGAGCGACACAGAUCUGGGAUCAUCAUCGUCUGCACGUCCUCGUCGGAAGGUUGCGGGGAAGCCGGUUGGGGGCUGGCGCAGGCCCAAGCACGCCAGCGCUGCUCAGCGACUCAACAGGGGCAGACCCGCUGAGGAUUUGGCGGUCGCUGGCUGGGGUGUGGCCGCAGUGGUGGCCUUGGGCCGGUCCCGGUCCCGGUCCACGUUCUCGACGCCCGUCAGCUUCCAUCUCGGCCUGGCCGCAGUCCGUCAAGAAACGCCAGACGUGAUCGAUUCCCCGUCGUCGCAUCAUCCCUCCCAACAUCAACCGUUUUCCGUCUGUCAUCCAUCAUCGACCUUUGCUGCAUCGCAGAUGUCAUCCACCCGAUAAGCUGUCCCAUCUCCACCCAAUUCUGUACCUGCAGCGCCUGUCCCGCCAUGUCGACGGUCAACCGUGCUGCCUCGAGGGUCGCUCCGGCCCUCUUGAGGAGCAACUUGCGCAUGAGAGGUGGCUUUCGUCCAGCGCUGCCGUCGAAGAUUCCCGCCAUUGCCAUCCUUGUGCCUCGUGCUGGCGUAGCCACCGAGACGUCUACCCAGUCGGGCUCCGUCUCGAAUGGUCCUCCUCCCGGCUUCAACCUCAAGGAAGCCCAGAAGCCUCUGCCCAAGGACCAGCAGAAACAGACGGCCAGCGCGGAGGAGUCGAAAGAGAGCGCCAAGCCUCAGAAGGAAGGGCUUGGUGCGCAGGCUUCUGUCCAGCCGGCGGAGGCGCAGAGCCUCUCGCAGCUGGUAGCUCAGAAGGAGGCGGCCGAGAGAAACGACGAGAAGAAGGUGGCGAAGAAGGAAGAGGAGAAGAAGAAGCUGACGCUGUGGCAGAAGGUCAAGAAGGAGGCACAGCAUUAUUGGGAUGGCACCAAGCUUUUGGCGACCGAGGUCAAAAUCAGCUCGAGACUGGCGUUGAAGAUGGCUGCCGGCUACGAGCUGACACGGAGGGAGAACCGACAGCUUAAGCGCACCGUCCAGGAUCUAGCCCGCCUUGUGCCCUUCUCUGUCUUCGUCAUCGUCCCCUUCGCCGAGCUGCUCCUUCCCAUCGCUCUCCGACUCUUCCCCAAUCUCCUCCCAUCUACGUAUGAGGGCGCCACGGCCAAAGAAAACAAGGCCUCCCAGCUGAGAAGCACGCGCAAGAAGGUCUCGGACCUGUUGCGUCAAACCCUCAAGGAAUCCGGCCUGCCCGUCACAGCGGCCACCGCCCAGAAGGAGGAGUUCACCGAGUUCUUCCGCAAGUUGCGCCAGACAGGCGAGACUCCCAGCAAAGCCGACGUGAUCAAAGUGUGCAAGAUUUUCAAGGACGACCUCACCCUUGACAACCUGUCUAGACCACAGUUGGUCGGCAUCUGUCGAUACAUGAACCUCAACGCCGUCGGACCUGAUGCGCUCUUGCGAUAUCAGAUCCGUCACCGCAUGAGGCAGAUCAAACGCGACGACCGGGCCAUCGCGUACGAGGGCGUCGAUUCUCUCUCUGUGCCCGAGCUGCAGACCGCCUGUGCCAGUCGUGGCAUCCGCACUCACGGCGUGUCUCCUGCCCGUCUCCGUGACGACCUCCAGAUGUGGCUUGAUCUGCGUCUAAAGUAUGGCGUCCCCUCCACGCUCCUUGUUCUUAGCAACGCGUUCAUGUACGAUUCGAGCAAGGACUCCGGCGAGCUCUCUACGCAGAUCGACGCCCUGCAAGCGGUCUUGUCCUCUAUCCCCGAAGAGCUCUUCCACGAGAUCGAGCUCGAGGUGCACAACGCCGAGGGCGCCGCGACGAACAAGCAGCGUCUCGAGGUGUUGAAGGAGCAGCAGGAGCUGAUUGAGGAAGAAAACAAAGAGAAUGAAUCGAACGUCAAGCAGGGCCGUCAGAGCCCCAGGGACGACGCUGAUAUUGACGAGAAGGAAGAGAGAUCUAUGGCGGAAGGAGAGAUCGCUGUGGACGAGGCGGAAGCUGCAGCACCCGCAGAGCAAAAGGAGCAGCUUGCUCGGGCUGAGCCUGAGCCUGCCAAGGAAACGCCAAAGGCUGAAGCUUCCACUUCACAGAAGAAGGAGUAAGGACUGAGGCACAUACGGAGUGAAAACCAUCACCACUUGCUAGUUCUAUUUCAUUUGUGUAUUACCGGUAUCACGACUCGGAGAAGACGGAACCCCUCUCGAGAUAGAAGGCUCCGGCCUUGACUCAAAUGCAAUUGGAGUUCUUGGGGCGGGAAGGCAAGCAAUCAAAUCGAUUGAUUGAUCGAAACUAUAGAACAGCCCAAAUACAAAACAAGGCGGGGGCGACACUGUAUAUCAAUUGGAUAGAAGAACAACGUCAGCCGAAAUAAAAAUGUAUCUGCAUAGUUUAAA